AUGGCCGGAGCUGUACGCCAGCCGAUCGAUAUUGCGUCGCUGGAACGCUAUAUCAACCAGAACGUACCCAUUGUCCAGACCCCUUUAGAUUUUGGUUUUGGACAAUCAAAUCCGACCUACCAGCUCACGGCAGCCGACGGAAAGAAGUAUGUCCUACGCAAGAAGCCCCCGGGCAAGCUCCUAUCGAAGACGGCACAUAAAGUCGAACGGGAAUACAAGAUUAUCCAUGCGCUAGAGAAUACAGAUGUCCCCGUUCCAAAGGCGUAUUGCCUAUGCGAGGAUAGCAGUGUCGUAGGGACCCCGUUUUAUAUCAUGGAGUUUCUGGACGGACGAAUGUUCGUCGACCCUUCCAUACCCGAAGUUAGUGCGGAGGAAAGGAAUGCACUAUGGAAAGACGCAAUCCGCACCCUCGCCAAGUUUCAUCGAGUCGUUCCUAAAUCGGUCGGAUUGGAGAAGUUUGGAAAACCAUCGGGCUUCUAUGAUCGACAGAUCGCCACGUUCACGGCGGUAUCCAAGGCACAAUCACAAGCAGUGGAUGUCCAAACCAAGGAACCUGUCGGGGAGCUACCGCAUUUCAUGGACAUGGUGCGCUUCUUCUCCAGUAAGGAGACGCAGCCUCAAGACCGAGGCACCUUGGUUCACGGAGACUACAAGAUUGAUAACCUGGUGUUUCACAAGACCGAGCCCCGGGUAAUUGGAAUCCUCGACUGGGAGAUGGCCACUGUGGGACACCCGCUGUCGGACUUCUGCAACCUCACAAGCCCAUACUUCUUGGAUGGCACAGAUCAUAAGACCGAGCAGUUCCAACCCAAUGUGAUUCCAGGCCUUCCCACGCGUGAAGACUGCCUGCGGUGGUAUGGCGAAGUGGCCGGUUGGGACCCGACGCCUGAUAUACUCUGGGGUGAUGCGUUCUUUUCGUGGAGGAGCUCCGUGAUCAUGCAGGGUAUCAAAGCUCGGUAUGCACUGAGACAGGCUAGCAGCGCGCGGGCACAGGAGUACGCACAAAAGACGGUGCCAUUCGCGUUGGGGGCGUGGGAGCGGGUCCGACAGGUGCAAUCCGCAAUUCCCCAAAAGAGCAAGCUGUAG
Molecule: messenger RNA, 1086 nt
Organism: Aspergillus tanneri
Lineage: Eukaryota; Fungi; Ascomycota; Eurotiomycetes; Eurotiales; Aspergillaceae
Product: phosphotransferase family protein
Exons: 3
Coding region: 1-1086 (361 amino acids)
Source: RefSeq, a predicted model, not a curated record